AAAGUUCGGGUGGGAGGAUGUCGUUCGGCCGCUAAUAAAUGCAUAAUUGAAAGAGAUUUAUUGCUGGCAGUGAUAACCCAGUACACAAGUGAGCUAAGAAGCUGAAGAGAGUGAAAAAAUGGCGUGAAGUAGCUUCAAAUCUCCUAAACCCAGUUCAUCUUUCACUCAGAUUUUAAAUUCGUUCUUUUAGGUAGGAAAAUGUGAACAUGGACGCGAUCGUUUCACUUGCUGAUUCAGAAACCCGGAAGGUUUCAUUAGGACUGGUUGCAUCUGGGUGUGAAGAUAGAAUCAGCAAAUUGCCUGAGGAUGUCCUCCUUUACAUUCUUUCCCACCUUCCAAUCAAAGAUGUUUUGAGAACUUCUGCUUUGUCAAAAAGAUGGAAAUAUCUCUGGACUUCUGUUUCCGAGAUUGAUUUUAAUGAGUACAAUCACGAACUAAGGUUGGACAUGAAGACUAGCUUCUUGGAUUCUGUGGAUAACGUCCUUCUCCGGCAUGAUCCUUCAGAUAUACGGAAAUUUCAUCUUGUGUUGAAAACGCGUAUCAUUGUGGAACGCAUUAAUUCAUGGGUAUCUGCUGCAGUAAGUCAUAAUGUUCAAGAGCUUGAUCUUUUCCUACCUGUUAAAAAACACUUUGUGUUGCACUAUAGUCUUUUCACUUCUGAAUCGAUUAGCAUAUUGAAGUUAAGGAUGGGCUCAUACUUCAAGUUUCCUUGUUUGAUACGCUUAUCAAACCUUAAAACCUUACAUCUUGCUGUUACAUUUCCGGAUGACAGAUCCACUGAAAGGUUUUUUUCUGGUUGUCCAGUUCUCGAAGAGUUGGUUUUGGACAAUUGUGUCUGGGAUCAUAACAAGAGUAUCACCCUUUGUAUUCCUACUCUGAGGGCAUUGACAAUUUAUAAUGGCCCUUUCUCCCCAGAUGGUUUACUUGAUUGUGUUAUCAUAGUUCAUGCAGAAAAUCUGACCUCUCUUCGAUACACAAGUUGUCUAGCAAUUGGACUCUUACCGUGUAACCUAACUUCACUAGAAAGUGCUUAUGUUGAUGCAUAUGUUGAUAUUACGUAUUUGGAACACACGGAAGAUGAAUUUCCUAAGCGUGCAAUAAGCCUACUUAGCAGAAUUCAUAAUGUUAAAUCUCUCACACUUUCAACUGAUACCAUGGAGUGUCUCUAUUUGGAAGAAAAUCUCCAAGCUGGCCUUCCUACUUUUUCCAGCUUGACUCAUCUUAAGGUGAACUUUGGAGAGUCUCAGUACCUAAGCGAUCAAUUACUGACGUGCCUUCUCGAAAAAUCACCCAAUAUAGAAUCUCUUGAGAUUCCUGAGGUUUUUUACCCUGACAGUGAUCGGUUAUCAACUGCUGUACCUCAAUGUUUCAAUACUCGCCUCAAAACUGUCAUGAUCUCAAACAUCGAUGGGGACGAUGUCAGGGAACUAUGGUUCUUAAAAUACAUGCUUGAGAAUGCAACCGUGCUGGAGAGGGUGAAAAUCUUUUGUGUUGACUCGGAGAUAGAAUUGGUGAAGCAGGAGAUCAACCAACAGUUACAACCAAUUCACAUAAGAUCAAAGAGUUGUGUAAUUGAGUUUUGUGACGAAAGCAAUCAGGAACCCGACGUUUUCCCAUGAUUUAUAUGCUUUUGAACUUGAAUAUGUUGUUAAAUGUAUGAUCUAACUAACAUGAUGACGCGAUGUAGGCACUACAUUUGCCAGGAUUUACUCGCUUUCGAACUCGAUUAUGAAGUUGAAUGUAUAAUCUAUUAGAUAAAACAAAUUGAGCAA
Molecule: messenger RNA, 1772 nt
Organism: Pistacia vera
Lineage: Eukaryota; Viridiplantae; Streptophyta; Magnoliopsida; Sapindales; Anacardiaceae
Product: F-box/LRR-repeat protein At4g14103-like
Exons: 4
Coding region: 207-1619 (470 amino acids)
Molecular function (GO): protein binding
Source: RefSeq, a predicted model, not a curated record